This is a messenger RNA of Cantharellus anzutake, 415 nucleotides long. RefSeq lists its product as uncharacterized. The record is from RefSeq and is a predicted model, not a curated record. Lineage: Eukaryota; Fungi; Basidiomycota; Agaricomycetes; Cantharellales; Hydnaceae. The transcript has a single exon. Bases 127 to 360 code for a protein of 77 amino acids.
AUCAAACCUUCAGAAUGAAACGCUAUUCAGUCCAUGAGGUACCAACAGAUGAUACCAGACAAUUUGAUGAUAACAUUCCAGCCGAGGUAGGUAUUGUCCUCUUGUCGAUCCAAUCUUUAUUUUGUCAUGUGUGGUAAGACACUCCUGCCGGCGAACUCCCAGCAAGCUCCAAUCCUCAGUGGCCAACUCUAUGGAAAUGAGGUUCUCGAAGGGCGUAAAAAGCUUGCGUUCAUGGGUUUAACACACAAAGCAAUCGCUUACCCAGUGUACCAAAACGGUUUGCGUGUAAUCGAAAGACCCCUUUACCGCGAUGCAUCGACCAGGUUAACCUACAGUCAAAACCGUGCGCCGUCAUUAUAACUUACGUCCUCUCAUUGAUGCACUCAGUACGAUCUGUUAGCCUCACGAUUUCUUA